AUGUGGUCUCUCCUUUGGACGCUUCUGGCGUUCAACAAUGUAGCAAUUGCAUUCAAGUUCAGCAGCUUUGAUCAGGAGAUUCGAAGCAUAAGCGUGCUGAACGGCUCAGAAGAUGCCGAGACCGAUGCGCAGAAGAUCAUUGCAGCAGUCGACAGAUGCCUGAGCAAACGGAUGAUCGCAGCGGAGAUGGACGACUGGAAGCUACAGAAGCUUGACAAGGUCAGGCGAGCAGAGAUCGUGAUGCGACUGGUGCGUGAGAACAUCACUUUGGAGGAGUUCGGCACCGAAUGGGUGGACGACGUCCCGACGAUUGAGGCCACAAAAAUGGCUGGGAGACAGGCAGCUGAGGAGAUUGCGCACAAGGAGUUCUCUGAAACCAUCGCACGGACACUGUCCGGCUCGAACCUCAGCCAGGCAGCUGUGGAGGAAUUCGCGGCCAAGCUGCAGGACAUGGCGGAGAUGUGUGGCAAGGGAGAUGAGGGGAAGGAGCUGGCGCAGGAUGAGCUGAAGCUCCUGAAGGGCAACACAAACAUGUCCGCCAUGGAGUCCACAGUGGCGCACGAGCAGCUCGGCAUGCAAUGGAGGCUGGCCGAGCAUGUGGAGAACAUGUGCCAGGUGAAUGUGCUGGACACGGACUUCUUCGUCACGCGUUUGGGCGAUCCUGCUGAUUGCAGUGAGCUGAUCGGCGCUUCCCUACUUUCCAAGAUGCGCAAGGAAGCACAGAAGCUGGACUACUACGCCAAGUCCAGUGUGGUGCUCCAUAAUGAGAAGAACGGCGUUGGCCAUCACUUUGUGAAGUUGCUGAAGGGCCAGGGAGAGGACUUCAAGGCCCGCUUGCUGAAUGCCACGGCUGAGCAUGCGGAGCACCUUCCAAGCAUGGGCCGCUUGCGGUUGUUGGACUUGAAGCAUUUUGAGCAUGUGCACGGCUACUCGGUGGAGAAGUAUUGCGAUGGCAACCUUCACUCCAAGGAAGCUGCUGAGUGGGUCCGUGAGAGCUCUGAGAUCCAGCGCUAUGUGGACUGCCUUUGCAUUCGUCAACAGCCCUCUUUGCUGUGCGACUUUCAGCACUUGGAUGAACUGGAAUCCAUUCGGCCUGCAGUCAUGGAGCGCCUCUAUGCUGCCCAAAGGUCUGUAUCCAGCGCUGACUUGCUGCAGGUCGCAGAAGGGCUCAAGUCAAAGGGCAUCGGCCUUGGGCCUUGCCUUUCCGGCGGCGGCAUCUCUUGCAACUUCUGCGUGAGCGGCCAGUGCAUCGACCAAGGUGGAGGCUUCUCGAUGGAUCACUUCUCGGCCCUGACCUCGCUAAUCAAGGGGCCCAGCGGUUGCCUCUCCGGCGAUUGCUCAGUGUGUAUGGGCCUGAAGCCAGGCGACGCUCUUCAGUUCAUCUUGAGCUUCGGGGUAGCCAUGGCAUGCAGCAACGCCGCUGCGAUGUUUACCAGCUUCCACAUCUGGGCCGCCCUAACCCUCUGCAUCGGAGGUGUGCUCGGAAAGAUUGCCAGUGCCAUUGGCUGGUCGGCUUGUGCAGGCCUGGCCCACGUCGGCUAUUUCCCAUUCAUCAACAAAAUGACCAUCACGCUCUCGCUGCCUAUUUUCAUCCCACCACCUCUCGGACUGGCGGCGCCCAUCGAGGUUAAUUUGAAUCUCGGUGACCUAACCCCGGCCGUGUACAACUACUGCAGCGGCCUUGGCCAUGGGGAGUACAACUGCCUUCAGAGCAUGUUUGAUGCCCGUGGGCCCACUGGUGUCAGCAUGGGUGUGGACGUGCUGCUUGGGGUCCAAAUCCCUGUGCUGGGCACCGUCGGGAAAUGGGUGCGGAUUUUGGGUUUCGACAUGGCGGAGAAGGAUAAUUCCAGGGAGCUGGCGAUGAAUAAGGCUGGGGUCACCAUCGAGUACAUCGGCAAAAGUUCCAGUGCAGUGGUGUGUGGGAAGACUUUCUCCAAUGUCAACUGCGUCCAGCAUGCAGGCGAUCCAGGCUUCCGUGCCAACACCCAGGACAAUCACAAGGGUGACCGCUUCCAUGUCUAUCGCAACCCUCACGACCCGCAUGAUCCUCGGGCAUUAUGUGUGAAACGUGUGGAUAGGAACUCUGGAUGGGGCAUGGAGCUUGAGCUGGCCUGCAAGGUAGACAACAAUCAAGGCGGUGGGGGCGGCAUCCUGGUCCCAUUGGGCAAGACGGUUCACAACAAGAAGUGUGUGAUGCCUCCGGAGCCUGUGUUUUGCCACGGUCAUCAAGUCGACUACGUGGUGCAAGAUGUGAACCUGGGGAAGAGCAAAACCAACUACCGCUGCAUUUUGCCAACGCAUCGCAUGGAGUGUGACCACGAUGCCGGCAAUGCGGACAAGCGAGCCAAUGAGCACAAGAACUCUGACACCUUCACCAUCUGGAACUCUCACACGCAGCAUCUGUGUGCCAGGCGGACGGACAAGCACUCGGGAUGGGGCAUGGAUUUGAAGAUUCAGUGCAAACAGUAUGAAAAGCUGUGGGACAAGGUGAAGGUGACGAUUGGUGGCAGUCAUCACAAUGAAAAGUGCGUCCCAGAACCAAGAAAGAACAUCCGCUGUGAUGAUUUGGCCGCUAACCGUGAGUAUCGCUUUACUCGAACUGAAAAGGGUGACAGCUUCUAUGUUUCCCAGAGGAAUGGGCACGUUUGUGCUCGCCGCACUGAUUCACACGGCGGCUGGGGCAUGAACUUGGAGAUCGAGUGCAAGGCGCUGCUAGGUCCGUUUUUCGAGGUCCACAUAGGCCCAGCCUUCACAGCAUCUGGCUACAAGUGUGUCUUGCCGACUCACCACGUGGAGUGCGAUGCAGACGCGGGCGACAUCCACAAGAGGCUCAACCCCUCCCCUCACCACAACACCUUUACCAUCUGGGCUUCGCAUACCCAUCACAUCUGUGCCAGGCGCACAGACGCGCCAGGAGGUUGGGGAAUGGAUCUGAAGAUUCAGUGCAAGCCCAGCGGCGGGAAGCGUUGGGACCCGGUCGACGUGAAUGUAGGUGCUAGCCACACCAACGAGAAGUGCGUGCCGUCACCAAACAGCCGGGUCAGAUGUGACUACUUGGCUGCAAACCCUGAAUACCGCAAGACGGCAACCCAGUAUGCGGACUCUUACCAUGUGGAGCACAAGGGCAACCAGAUCUGCGUGCGGCGGACUGACCAGCCCACGCUUGGCUGGGGAGCUGGCAUCGUCAUGGAGUGUAAGCAGUUGCCAGUCGAUGGAAUGGAGGUUUAUUUCGGCCCAGGACACACGCACUCCGGCUACCGGUGUGUCUUGCCGACUCACAAGCUGGAGUGUGAUGAAGAUGCGGGGGACAUCCAGAAGAGGCUUAAUCCCUCCCCUCACCACAACACCUUUACCAUUUGGACUUCGCAUACCAAUCACAUUUGUGCCAGGCGCAAAGAUGCGGCAGGAGGUUGGCAGAUGGACCUGCGGAUAGACUGCAAGAAAGGACAAAAGCUCUGGGACACAAUUGAGGUGGACAUUGGUUCUAGCCACACCAAUGAGAAGUGCGUGCCGUCACCAAACAGCCGGGUCAGAUGUGACUACUUGGCUGCAAACCCGGAGUACCGCAAGACGGAAACCCACUGGCCGGAUUCCUACCAUGUGGAGCACAAGGGCAACCAGAUCUGCGUGCGGCGCACUGACCAGCCCACGGUUGGCUGGGGAGGUCGCAUCGUCAUAGAGUGCAAGGAGAUGUUUCAGUGA
Molecule: messenger RNA, 3702 nt
Organism: Symbiodinium pilosum
Lineage: Eukaryota; Dinophyceae; Suessiales; Symbiodiniaceae
Source: the annotation of a GenBank genome assembly